AUGGAAACCUCCAGCGCUGCACUCACCCGCAGACGCGGCGGUCGCCCGAAGGCGCAACGCCCUUCGAAGAGCACGCCUGGCCGGCGUCCCCCGACGCAACGCAUCUGCAGCUUUUGCAGCGACGAUGCCACCGGCAAGGUCAUGCAUGAGCAGCGCGCGUGCGACUGGUCUGACGGGCCGUACCCGCUCGAGUGCACCAACUGCGCCGACUACCGGGCGCUUCACCCGGUCGCGGCGGCGCAACACGUGUGCCAGGUGCCGCGCAAGGCGCUACUCUACCGCAAGUACUCGGAGCACCACCCGCCGCGGUACGAGCACGCGCCCAGCCCGGUAACCGGUCUGCCGGUCGGCGAUGCCAGCACGUGCUGCGUCAAGUGCGCCGCCGACGGCCGGAUGGCAGCGUGCGACGUCGACCCCAUCCUCGGCUACCAGUGCUCACGCUGCAAGGCCGUCGAUAAUUGUCACCUCGCCGACGGCCGCUUGAUGGACAACAAGCCGAACCUACGCCAGGGCGUGCACCGUUGGUUCCGCCACGCCUGCGACGGAUGCGCGCAGCUCACCGCGGGCCGCCGCAUCGGCGGCACGGCUCAGUGCUCAUGGCUCGCCGACCACACAACCUGGAGGGAGCCCUGCGACCGCUGUCAUGCAAACAACCUCGUCUGCCUCGCGUCAGGGAUGAUCGCGUCCAUGCCGGAGGCCAUCAGCAUGCCGGAGAACUGGCGCCCGCGCAGCUUCAUCGCCUUUGGAUGGGCCGAGCUGCGUCCCAGCACCGUCUGGCGCAAGGCGUGUCUGAGCUGUCGUCGCGACAGCAACCACUGCCGCGCCUCCAUCGCCACCCCCUACUCAGCGUGUGGCCGCUGCACGGCCAUGGGCCUCGACUGCGUCGACCACGAGGGUACCGUGUACCCCAUCUUUGACCUGUCCCAGGUUGGCUUCGGGAGCUUUCUGCCCUUUACCGCCUGCAGACGCUGCGUGGAGACGGGCAGAAACUGCGACAGGCAGCGGCCGUGCGACUCCUGCACCCACGCGGGAGAGCCUCACCUCUGCGAAAAUGCCUUCCUGACCACGGCAGCAGGAAAGAAGCGCAUGGCCAACUGCCUGCAUGGGCGUCUGCAUCCUCGGCCCGGUCCAUUGUACUACCUUGCCCACGGCUACGGUGCCAACGGCGUCGACGACGUUAAGGAUGGCUCGCGCAUGGAGCACUGGAUCGGCCCCGUGGCUGAGGCCUAUGUGAUGCCAUCCAUCUCUUUCCACGAGGGCUCACUCAUCCGGGAGAUCUCGCGGCAACGUGAAGCCCUCAUCCCGCGGUCCACACCACCGCACGCGGCACCGGGCACCCCCCUCGCCAGCAAAUCAGCCAGCCAGUUGACGGCCGACGACAUCGCAGCCAUGAUCAACGAGGUCUGGUCGGAUUCUUUCCUGAUGAACACGCUGGACAAUUUUGCGGAGGAACAAGAACAUGCCACGUUAAAAAAGGCUAUGUUCGGGUUUGACACGCCGGCUGGAACGGACAAUCCUCCUACGGCGGCCGAUAUCGCUGCAGCGGUGGGUGAAAACCCUAACUUUGUUUCUAGGGAAAUCGUCAGAGUCAUCCAAGCCUUGCCUGUGGUGGCAAUGUUGUCUGAAGAAGAUAUGGAUGAAGAUGACGAGGAAAGCGAGGAACAGGAAGACAGUGCCGAGAGUGAGGAUCGCGCCGCACCUCAGCUCGGGCAGGGAGGUCAAGGCGACGACACCGGCAAUGCGUCCGUCUUACCACCGCCAGCAGGACUGACAGUGCAACAGACGAUGCAGGCAGCCGGGGCCGUGGCUCGCUCCGGCCAACCCACGGAAGGCACAGCUGCCGAUGCUGCCGACGACGAAGGUGCUACGGACACCGGCGCGCAGGAAGUUGCUCAAACGCACAUCGAUCCUGCUCUCCUUAUCCGGGAUCCUGUCUCUGGGGAGCCGGACCACCCCUCCGUCCCCUUCCGCCACCCAUCUUCCAUUUUGCCGCAGGACAACACAUUGCUAGGCCAUACCACGACAUUGCCCGCACAUCUCGUUCCCGCGCCCGAAAUGAGUACACCCGACGCUGACAGUGACUCGCCCGACCCAAGUCUGCAGAGCUUCUCCGACUCUGGGCAGGUUCCGGCCAGUUGGCCGCUGGCGCCGACCGAUGCUGUCGGGCCGCCCGUGCAACAGGCGCCAGUGCACAACCCGCUCCAGGCAACACCGGCCCAUUCUGCGGAGCCAGAGGCUCCAGCCGGCCCUCCCAUAAUGACUAGUGUCGGUCCGCACGGGGCCGUCACGCGUUGGGAGCAUCGCAACCCCCUGCACGAGUUUACCAGAGAGAGGCUUGGGUUUCGGGACAACACCAGGAGCAUACUUCUGCGGCAGCCAUUCACAACGCACCUGGUGAUAGACAACCCCGUCAUAGAUGUGCUGCACUCCCUUCCAGAGCCCGGUCCAAGAGAUCCCAGUACGGCUUCCGGAUAUCUGCGCUGCGUGGAGUGCCAUAUCGACAUUGACCAAAUCUCGGACUUUCACUGCAGCGCCGCCGUGCGUCUCUCAGACGUAUGCCAAGACGUACAUCAUCAGCAAGCCAGCUCUCACAGCCACGUCUGCAACGCGUGCGCCCAGCACAGCACCCAGCUCCUGGUGGACCCCCGGUAUGCUCCGCUCACGGCCGCCGAAGUGCUGGCCAUGCGAAGCUAUCUGUGCGACAACUGCACAACACGCGCUGGGGUAAGCAUUGAAGGGAUGCUGGGGAUGUGUACAUCCGGCGUCAACACGGUCUACGGCAGCUUUCCUUCGUUCCUGUCGUCAUCGAUGUUGCCGCAAGCCACGAUGCUGGCCGACGAGAACGCUCCCUUGUUCCUGGCAGCGCCGGAUGGGCGCGGCUUCGUCGCGUUCUUCAACAGGGCCCGGCCGCUAACGGGCUGUGCGUGCGGCGUCAAGCUGUUUCAGACGCGGCAGUGCCAGUUCCACCGUAUCGAGAACGCAAAGGCCGUGCUGAGCCACGCCGCGACCGUGCGGGAUUGGCGGAUGCGGGCAGGGCAGCAUGACAGGUGCGCUGGCUGCUUUGAGUAUCCUGCGGAGGUAACGCUGCAGCGCGAGCAACAGGAGGCCGCUACGGGACUCAUGCCAUCUCCCGUGCAGCUGCAUUCAUGGGUAUGCCUCGCAUGCGGAGCGUGGGUGAUGAAUCAGGCCAGCUCGGAGCUUGUGGAUGGCUGGCAGUCAUGGUUCAACCCAUUGCCUGCGUCGCUCAGCGGCGUUGGCCCACAUGAUGCCGAUGAGUCGCCCCUCGGAGCUUCUGGCCUGUCACCUUUUUAG
This is a messenger RNA of Cordyceps fumosorosea ARSEF 2679, 3312 nucleotides long. RefSeq names its product Zn(2)-C6 fungal-type DNA-binding domain protein. The transcript has a single exon. Gene Ontology annotation, biological process: regulation of DNA-templated transcription. Gene Ontology annotation, molecular function: zinc ion binding; DNA-binding transcription factor activity, RNA polymerase II-specific. Lineage: Eukaryota; Fungi; Ascomycota; Sordariomycetes; Hypocreales; Cordycipitaceae. The record is from RefSeq and is a predicted model, not a curated record. Bases 1 to 3312 code for a protein of 1103 amino acids.